GGCCGCAGUUCAUGUCCUCCAACGCCCCGACGCUGCUGCCCAAGCUCGCCGCCAAUGUGUCCCUUGGCGAUAUCCAGCAGACUAUCGAGGCACUCAACAAGAUCGGCGACGUCGACGGAGCCAAGGGCUACCAGAGGGUGCUGGAGCAAAGGAAGGCUCAGGCGGCCAGCGCCGCCCAGGAGCCGACACUCCAGCAGCAAGUUUCCAACGCCUUCAACUCAGUCCGCAGUUUGGAGGCGAAGCUUUCCAAAGCGGUUUCACAUCAUCAGCGACUUCAAGAGCAGCUUCAGUCACAGCUCGACUGGGUGCAGAAGGUCGCUGGAGAGUUGGGCGCUGCGGAGACGGAGCAUGCAAGGUUGGUUCGCAUUCUCAAUGAGAAAACGGGUGGAUCUGCUCCACCACCGUCGGUCAUCAGCAUCGACGACAUUACUUCUGGAGCUGUCACGGAGUUACUUAUUUCUUUGGGAUCGCUGGCUGGAGAUCUUUCAGACGAGUAUGAGGUUGACGAGGUCACCCAGAAGGAGGCCAAGCAGCGUUUGGAGCACCUUCAGUCGGAGAUUCGCGCAGCGGUUGUCAAUCUCUUCGGCGAAGCGUCGGACAAGGUCAAG
Molecule: messenger RNA, 608 nt
Organism: Prorocentrum cordatum
Lineage: Eukaryota; Dinophyceae; Prorocentrales; Prorocentraceae
Source: the annotation of a GenBank genome assembly